AUGGCGUCGUGGGGAAAUAAUCGAGGUAGGGAUUUUUUUGGAAUAUAUUAAAUCAAACGCUUCAAAAGACAAAUGUAGCGAGUAAAACUCUGUCAGUGUUAAUUUCAAAGGAAUUAAUUUCCAAUUUGAUAAGAGAGAUUAUGACGUUAAGUAUUUUAGAUGGUCCAUGAACUUCUUCAUCGAAAGCAAGCGUAUUGUGUACUUUUCAAGAUCAUUCGAUUGAAAUUUUUAAAUUAAUGUUUUUCGUCACCUGGCAUGUUGCGCAGGUUCGAGGACAACCUCUACAGAUGAAAUGUUGGAAACAGAGAACAAUCGAAUGGUGGAAGAUUUGGCGGCAAAAGUUUCCCGUUUAAAAGGGGUAGGAAGACAUUUCUGUAACACUGUGUCGUUGCAACAAACCUUUAGACCCUAAGAUUAGUGUGCAUAUUCUCCAUACCUUCCUCUGUAUAUUCCUUAUAUAUAAUGCUUGAAUUUUAAUAAGCACUCUGGCUGUGGUCCUCAUUUGCAUUGAUCAAUGUGAUAGUUUCCAUUUUUUGGAACCUUCCCCCUCCCUGUCAGUAAUACCCAUCAUCACAUUUCUGAUUUUAAAUCAAGUCUACCUGUUAAAAUCCUUUUCAUUCCUAACUGUGUGAAAAUUACUCCUGCUCCUAACCCACACCCCAUGUAAAAGAGGUGUCUAAGAUAAGGAACAACCCUCUGUAAUACAAACUUAGCUAAUUUAAUAUGUAGUUUGUUUUAUGGAAAUUUAUUUGAUCCAUUUCAUUUUUUUAAGAUCGCAAUUGAUAUCGAGAAUGAAAGCAAGCAGCAAAACAAAUAUCUUGAUGGAAUGGUAAUUAUGCUGCUAUGUGUGUGUGUGUUUUUUUUAUGUGGAAAUACAACUGUUUAAAUUCCAGAAUUAUACAACCCCUACCCAUCUUUUGGAUUGGUCUAAGCAGUUGACAGAUUUUUCCUCUGAUCAUAUACAGCAGUUGUUACUCAACUGUCUGUACUUGAUAUUAUUUCAUAACUGUUAUUUUCUGAUCACCUGACCUCCACACUUUACCCCACACUGUUUAAAGAUAAUACUUUUACUCAAAGAACUCAAACAAUUGUCAAAACAUGUUCAAGCUGAAAGGGAGAGAAGAUGGAAAAAUGUUUACACAAAAGUUUGAUGGAACACUACCUUCUCAGAGCAUAUUUUUACAAUUGGUGCCAAUACAUCACAAACCCAACCUACUACACUUUUUACACCUCUCAUGUUCGUAGCAUUACCUGGGAAGUGAUGUUGAUUUUCAUGAGCUACAACUCGCUGUAUUGUAUUGAUGUAAAGUAAAUCAAGGUAAUCAAUUUUAAAAUCAACAGGGAGAUGACUUUGGGAGCUCAUCAAGUUUGUUGAGUGGCAGUGCAGCACGACUAUCACAAAUGGUUUCUGCAGGACGAUCAAACAGAAAAAUCAUGUGUUACCUUAUAGCUGGACUAGUUGGAGUAUUCUUUAUUGGUUACUAUGCACUCAGUAAGGUUAUUAUCAGAUAG
Molecule: messenger RNA, 1512 nt
Organism: Pocillopora meandrina
Lineage: Eukaryota; Metazoa; Cnidaria; Anthozoa; Scleractinia; Pocilloporidae
Source: the annotation of a GenBank genome assembly